UUCUGGUACCUCUACACCAUAUUUUGUACACUGCUUUCCUUCACUUAUCUUGGAAUGCUGCUCGUUGCAAUAACACCAAGCUAUCCAGUAGCUGCAGUUUUACAGUCAACUUUUUACACAGUUUUCAUCUUGUUUUCUGGAUUUAUGAUUCCUCAACCGCAAAUUCCUGAGUGGUGGCUCUGGUUGUAUUAUCUAUGCCCUACAUCUUGGACACUAAAUGGUUUGCUUACUUCCCAAUAUGGAGAUAUAGACACACAGAUUAUGGUGUUUGGAGAAGCCAAAACCGUCGUGGCGUUUUUAAGCGAUUACUUUGGAUUUCGCCAUGAUCAACUACCCAUAGUUGCUGUUGUUCUCAUUGUUUACCCCAUAAUUCUUGCUUUCCUAUUUGCAUUCUGUAUUGGGAAACUUCAAUUCCAAAAAAGAUAGAAUGUUGUAAAGCCAUUUGUUCACGAUUUCAUUGCUUUUCUAAUCAUUGUAGUCGUAGUUAAGGCUUCAUAACUUCUAAUGUUCGUAUACUAUCUUCCAUGGCAGCUGACUGCAAUGUUGGUGCUGUUUCGUCCACAAUCUUAGUGGAUCAUAAAAUCUACAAAUUCAAUGAUGGGAUACAGAUAUCUACAUAAACUAUAAAAUUUCUCAUUUUUGCCGCCGCUUGUAAGUCUCCAUUCUCAGUUGAAAGUCAGCCAUGGUGGAGGUGGAGGUGGAGUACGGCACCUAAGCGAGGAGUACCAAAUCAAGACGGUAGGCGGCAAAGAGGAAGAUGGUGAUGGCAACAGCCAAGACUUCUCAAAGGCCCUUCAAUAGGUUUAGUUCACUCUACAAAGGGGCACUGCAGCAAUUGACCUGAAAAAGGAGGAUGUGUAGGUGUAGCUGUGUAGGUGAGAAAGACUUUCCUACACUAGUGAUACUACGUCAUUUGUGUUAUUAACCAAUUAU
Messenger RNA from Cornus florida, 933 nucleotides. RefSeq names its product pleiotropic drug resistance protein 3-like. The record is from RefSeq and is a predicted model, not a curated record. Gene Ontology annotation, molecular function: ABC-type transporter activity. NCBI's taxonomy places the organism in Eukaryota, Viridiplantae, Streptophyta, Magnoliopsida, Cornales, Cornaceae. The transcript is spliced from 2 exons. Gene Ontology annotation, cellular component: membrane. Bases 55 to 426 code for a protein of 123 amino acids.